UUAAGCUUAAGCAAUCAUUUUUAAGCGUAAUUUUACCUCAUUUUAAAGAAAUUAUAUCACUCUUUAUUGGCAAGCGCCCUACCUCACGAAAGAACACUUUUUCGGUUCGAUAAGAAUGAGAUUAUUGCGUAGUAUGAUUCUUCUUAUUCCUAUUUUCGUUCUCGCUUCUGUAAGAAUUUAAUUAAUUAAUUAACAUCCAAUAAUUAAGUCCUAUCGAUUUGCCUUAAUACGUUUCUUUUUCUCUCUAGAGUUGCCGCAAGGCAACUCCUAGUUUGGAUUGUCCGGCGGUACGGUGAUCAAUUUGAUGAAGAGUGGUGUUUCGAGCUCGUUUGCAGUCCUAUCAUGGUUGAUGAAGAAGCCGAAGUUGCAAUUUCCUUAAGUAUGUUUUCAAGCCGGAGUAUGGUUUCGAUUCAGCAACAAGGGAUGUCAAAAGAGGAUAUCGUCAUUCAAUACAAAAUCAUGACUAUUGAGGCAGAUGAGUGGUGGGCGCGUCCCCCUCCUGAGCCGUCGCCAUGGAGUGCAAGUAAGGCUAGGGUUUGGAAGAAGAUGUGUACUCUGUUUUAAUUCCGUUUUAUUCUGUUUGCGUUUUUCUUUCGAAUUGCAUGUUGUUUUGGACGUGUUCUUAUUUCCUAGUAAAGAGAUUCUAGUUUAUAAGUCAAGUGAUGAGAAGUCUGUUUUGCUAGUCAUUGGCUCAGUUAAGCUCAUUUCAGGAUCAACGAAUAGUAUUGCUUCUACAGAGGUGAUAUAUUCUAAGUCUGGUUCGAGGGCGGACGGCAGGCAUAAAACUUUUUAUCAUUUUGUUUACUUUUUUCCUUGGAUUGUUAUUUUGAUUUAUUAUAUUCGUUGGAUUUAAGGAUAAAAUAAACAUCCAACAAUCAAGUCAGGGAACUUUAUCUAUACGAGUCAAAAUAGGAAUACAACUAGGAAUUGACAUACUACUAAGUUCUAAGAAGCUCAGAGAAAUAAUUGAACAAUCAGCUCAAAAUUAGAAAACUGGGUACGUGGGUAACAACGUUUUAUAUACAAGUAUCACACUAUCAACUAAUGUUCU
Cuscuta epithymum is the source of this 1051-nucleotide messenger RNA. The record is from the annotation of a GenBank genome assembly. NCBI's taxonomy places the organism in Eukaryota, Viridiplantae, Streptophyta, Magnoliopsida, Solanales, Convolvulaceae.